CUGGUUCCCUCUACCGUCCGCCUCGCGACAAGACAUCCAGCCAGCAAAUUACGCAUGCGCUGUCGUCGGCGCUUUAAAUAAGUCUUGAGGAGGGAACAAGAAGGCACUUGCAGGGCCAGAAGCAUUGUUACCGCUGGACACUGCUGUUAAUACAUGCAGAAUGAAAACCCAUUGUGUUCGCCAUGACUUUGAGAUCGACGCUGUAUCCUAACACGGGAUUCAAGCUGAACGCUGACACAAUCGACUUUGAGAAAAAGAUUGGUAUCUCUACCGCGAGUCCCGUUAGCCUCAAGAGAGAGACCUGUGACGUGGUACUCAAUGUUCAGGGGGUUGACAUCCCCACUAAGUCCACGGGCUUAGACCAGAAUUACACAACGAGCGAAGUUACCAGCGCUGCCACAGUCGCAGAAGUACUUCAAGAGGACAAGACAACCGCGGGGAUACUGUCCCCAGUCAGACAAAUGGGGGGUGAGGGAACCCCAGUGAAAAGCAAACCUCUCCCCAUUGACAAUAUGGAUAACCCACAGAUGGCAAUAAACAAUAACCCCAAGGAAGUGGGUGGUGAUGAGAGCGCAAAGGGGGUCGGCCCCGGGGUCCUGGGCACCGCGUCUAUCGAGCUCAGUACGGAGGGCAAGUGGCGGAACAUCCGGAAGUCCCCGCCCAAUCCCCAAUCUCAAGCCAACUGCUUACGGCAGAUUCUCCUCCUCCAACUGGACCUCAUCGAGCAACAGCAGCAACAGCUUCAAUCGAAAGACAAGGAGAUCGAUGAGCUCAAGGCCGAAAAAGAGACGCUGCUGGCACGGAUCGAGCGCAUGGAGCGCCGCCUGCAGCUCACCAAGAAGGACCCCCGCGACAAGCGUCUGUUCCAGCCGCUGGAGCCCUGGACCCCCGAUAAGGACGACAUGUGGGACCUGGAUGUGGAGGAGAGCCCGCAUUCGGAGCAGGCCACGCCUCUUGCAUUCAGCCGAGGCGGCAAGGGCCAGAAGAGGAAAAUCUGCUUCGGGGAUCCAAAGCUCCAGAAGCAGCGGGGCAAGUGCCCCAAGUCCAGCCCCCAGAAGCUGGAGAUGCGGCCCGGCUCCCCCUACCACCGCGAGCUGCGCAGCAAGGAGACUCCUGAGAAGGCGGGGUCCAUGAGGCUAGGCCAGGAGAGAGACUCGCUGCUUCCCUGCAAAGAGGAACCCGAGAUCUGCUCGCUGAUGGAGGAGCUGCCCUUCAUGUGCACCACGGAGAUGUACCUGUGCUGCUGGCACCAGCCACCCCUGUCCCCGCUGAGAGAGACGUCCCCGAAGAAGGAGGAAGAAGUAGCCAUUCCUUCCUGGAGGGAGAACUGCAUGGAGCCCCUGGACUCAGACGAUCCUAGUAGCAUCCCAGAGGCGCUGGAUGACAAUGUAUACCUGAAGCGCCACCUGAAGCUAGAGUUGGAUGAGAAAAGGAGGAAACGGUGGGAUAUACAGCGGAUUCGGGAGCAGCGCAUGUUUCAGCGUUUGCAGCAGCGCAUGAACAAGAAGAAGGUCAGAGAGCCGGAGGGGGAACCUGAGCUCUCCUCCUUCUACCCCGACUCCGAGGACGUCGAGUCAAUAGUCAUCACCCCCUUCCUCCCGGUGGUGGUGUUUGGGCGACCACUACCAAAACUCACACAACAGAUCUUUGAGUUGCCGUGGCUCGACGACCGAAGCCGCUGCCGCAUCGAGGUUCCCAAAAAACACACCCCCCAUCGGACCUGUCGGAAGUGAUACCGCAGCCACGAAGGAACAUUGUUACUCCAUUCCCAGCUCUUACUUGUUCUCCUCUGGGCAGAACAGGCCUGUUUCUGUAUCUGGCUAUCACAACAAUUCUCACUCUGUGAAAGAGGAUCCUACUUAUCCGAACAUCACAGACCAGCUGAUCUUCAGCCAAAUGCUGGAACGCAAUGCAGAUCUGGAAGUGGCUGCACCACUUGUUAACCAUGCUCAAUUCUGUCCUAACUUAUGUGUCUGAAAAGGAGACUAAAUGGAUGUUGUCCCACUAUAUUUCUCUUUGUUAACGGUAAAGUUAAAGCAUCCUUCAGCUGCGGUUUAUUUCUACAAAUGGAAAAACAAAAGCAUAUGCAUGUCUUGUGAGACAUUUGAAAUACAUUUUGUGAAAUCUGAGCCAUCCUUAAUUGAUUUGUAUGACAUGACUGUGUAAAUUGUAUUGCUUGAAAAAAGAAUUAUAUCCUAGUCAAGUAGGCAAAAACUAAAGAAUUUAUAGAAAUAUCCUGGCGGCCUUCAGAGGGUGUUUUAUUUUACAUUUCGAUUUUUUAACAUUGCUGCAGCCAUUGUUUGCUUCUGUAUACCACACUUACCAACUCUAUUGACUGCCUCAUUGAAAAACUAAAUUGGACUGUAACGUUCUGUAUGUACAGUGAGGAUAGUAUUUGUUGUGCUCGCACAACACAAAACAAAACAUUAAUGAGCAUAUACUGUAAUGUCGAACGAAUUGUGGUCCGCGCUUUGCAUGUCCAGAAAUUAAAAUAAAUUAUAUUACAAGGUUAAGACACGGAAUAUAACAAACAAAGCAUGAAAGGAACUGGCGACAGUUGACUUGCUGGCUGGUCCAACCUCGCCAUACGAGACGGGUGGCAAAUUUGACCCAUCACCCUAUGGGUCUCUGGUUCUUAUUUUAUGUAAUUUGCUUGGUUUCCUGUGAAAUUGCAUGGGCUCCUUUAGAGCUGACCAGUUCCUGAUUGAUAACAUGACAUAUCUUUGAAUGGAGUGUAAACUCUGUUCACUGGAAGAAAAUAAAAUGUGUUUUAGGGUUUUGAGCGCAUGUGUUCUGGGCGCUGGAAGUUUUUUUCCUGAUAUUUUCGUUUAAGCCAAUGCUUUUGUGGAGUAAUUAUGCUACGUAUGUAUGCAUUAAUCUCUGAAGUAUGCAAUUAUCCAAAAUUCAAGUGUACCAGUUUAGAAAAAAAGUUAGUCAUUCUUUAGCUGUAGACGUAGGCUUGUUCCCCAGUUUGCUCGAAGAGGCUGCCAGUACAAUCACCCAGAUACUUCUCUGGCUGUUUUGCCUUUUUACUGUUCAACUAAUAAGAAUAGCGGUGUUUCGCCUCUAACAUAACUAAACGUGUUUAGGAUCAUUUUGGAACAAUAGAAUGGUCUGUACAUAGCUUCAAGGAAGAACUGUACAUAGAACAUGGCUGUUAUUUUUUUAUUAUUUAAUGUUGUAAUUGUCAAGUUCUUUAAAUAUCGUUCCGUUAUGAAUGUAUGUUGGCGAAAUAAUUGAGUUUUGAAAGUUCUGAAUGUUUUGGAAUAAAAUGUUAUGUCUAUACGA
Molecule: messenger RNA, 3288 nt
Organism: Gadus morhua (Atlantic cod)
Lineage: Eukaryota; Metazoa; Chordata; Actinopteri; Gadiformes; Gadidae
Gene: msl1b
Product: MSL complex subunit 1b
Exons: 9
Coding region: 183-1733 (516 amino acids)
Cellular component (GO): MSL complex
Molecular function (GO): chromatin binding
Source: RefSeq, a predicted model, not a curated record